This is a messenger RNA of Malus domestica (apple), 1821 nucleotides long. Lineage: Eukaryota; Viridiplantae; Streptophyta; Magnoliopsida; Rosales; Rosaceae. The record is from RefSeq and is a predicted model, not a curated record.
GUUGUGGCUAUGAACCUAAUGUUGAACCCUUUGUUGCAAUGAUGCUGCGAACUUUCAAGGAAGUACAGUUGAUGGAAUUGCGGACUAAAACAAGGAUUUUGAUACCAGAUGGAAGAUCACUAAUGGGAUGUCUAGAUGAAACUGGAACUUUAGAAUAUGGACAGGUGUUUUUGCAAUGCUUUGGCACUAGACAUAGCCAGUUUUUUUAUGACUCGGUCACGCUUAGUGGUAAGCGCUUCAUAGUUGAGGAACAAGUAGUGGUUGGAAAAAGCCCAUGUUUACACCCUGGCGAUGUCCGAGGUUUAAUGGCUGUAGAUGUACUAGCUCUGCAUCAUAUGGUGGACUGUGUUGUCUUCCCACAAAAAGAACCACGGCCUCAUCCGGAUGAAUGUUCAGGAAGUGAUCUUGAUGGAGAUAUCUACUUUGUGUCUUGGGAUCCAGAACUGAUUCGUCCCCGAAAAUUCCCACCUAUGGAUUAUAGCCCAAUGCAAACAAAAGAAUUGGAUCAUGAGUUCACAGUUGAGUGAUUCAAUACAUUCCACGUUCUUACAAUAGAGUGGCGAACUAGCUGGCCACCUUUGUGUCCCAGAAUAGAGGUCCAAACAAUUGGAUUUUGUUUGUAAACUUUGUGUCCUAGGGACUAUCCGGAUUUCAUGGAAAAGCCUAACAAAUACACCUAUGAAUCAUCCGGAGUGAUUGGAGUUCUCUAUCGUGAUUUGAAGGACAUUGCUCUACAUGACAGCUCUAUCACACCCUUCACUUUUGAAAUCUCGAAGAAGUCCUAUGACCCAGACAUGGAAGUGGAUGGCUUUGAGUAUUACCUUGAAGAUGCUCACCGUUACAAAAGCAUUUAUGAUGAUAAGUUGAGAAGUCUGAUGGAAUUUUAUGGGAUCAAGACAGAGGCUGAAUUACUUGGUACAAGUUUUAUGAGAAUGCCAAAAUAUCCCGAUAAGAGUUGGAAUAUAAAAUCUGUGGACGUGGCUGUGAGGCCUUUGUGGAAGGAAGUUAGAGGAUGGUUCGAUGAGAGGGGAACUAGUUUAGAUGCUGGAGCCGAUGAUAAUCUAUUUGCAAAAGCUUCAGCUUGGUACUGUGCAACAUAUCAUCCUACUUAUUUUGGCAAGUACAAUGCGGGUGAAGAUCAUAACCAUUUCAUCAGCUUUCCGUGGUGUGUUUAUGACAAGCUUAUCGAUAUAAAAAAAAGGUGCAGUACGCUUUGAAAGGGCUCUACAUGGGAACAUUAAUUCAGAUUAUUCAUUGAGCAAAGAACCUUCAGGAAGACCCAUUAUUUUCAUGUAGUCGUUUUUGCCAAUAAAAUCUCAAUGACACGGUUGAUCUUUAGCGCCUUCUUCCAACUCAUCAGGUGUAUGUUUCUGAUCACAAACUUGCUUGCUUUUAUUUCAUUAUGUUUAGGGAUUUUUUUUGUAAUCAGUUUUAGUGGUUUUAAUCCUCUUUUAUUUCACGUUCAUUCAUCUGUAGUCAAUAGGACUUUCAAGGUCCAUCCUGGUAAUUAUAUAGUCAUCAGGACUCUUAAACCCAGUACUGAAUUCUUCUCCAGCAACCUUCACUUUUGCAAAACCUGGUGCAAAUUCUAUAUAUGUAUAGUCACAGCAUACUAAACGCAGGAUACAGUACUGUGGAUUCUUUGUCGCAAAUCAUAUAGCAUAUGUCGGAGAAUAUAUUUUCUAGCAAGUUAUGUUCAGUUAUAUAUUUCCACAUUAAAUAGUCUGGGGCAAAAUUGCUAAGUACUUGAAAUAUAUAUGUACGUACAAUAUGUUUCUUAGAAGUUUCAUAUUUCAGAAAUUGAUACACUUUUGGAGGUUA